Molecule: messenger RNA, 5788 nt
Organism: Lymnaea stagnalis (great pond snail)
Lineage: Eukaryota; Metazoa; Mollusca; Gastropoda; Lymnaeidae
Source: the annotation of a GenBank genome assembly
UUCCAUAGUUAUAGUUUUAAACAUUAAAACUGAAUACACCAAUUUCGAUAUUCCUUUUGAGUUUUUUAAUUAAAAUUUUUAAUUUGUUACUCGCGCUGAAAAUGUUAAUUUGCUAUAAAACACUUUUAACAAGUCUUACUAGACCGACAACUACUACUACCGGUACUACUAUACUAUUGUUGAUUGCAACUUAUUGCCAUUGCAAGUACAACUGGACUGACUACUGACUAUACUAUUACUAAAUUACUAUUAACUAUUAGUAAUAUUAUUAGACUUAUUACUUAGUUAAGUAUACUAUACUGAGUAUACUUUACCGAUACCAGUAGAGUAUGAUAAGUAUUAAGUAUAGUUUAUAGCAUUAAUAUUCUAUAGGAACUACACACUAAUUUAUUAUCAUUGUUACCUCUGUAUGGUGCAAGACUUAGUAAACAAAAUUUUAGGGUGUGAGUGUGAGACUAAUCUAAUAAUUAUGUGUUGGAGUGCAUAGUAUUGAACAUUUGUACUUAGACUUGGACUCAGAGAAACACUGUUCUAAAUAGAGCUGGCUCAGCUGGUAAUUCCUACUUAAUUUUGUUCAAUAAUAUAAAUAUACCCAACGUGGGCCAAAUUGUUGUAAAAAAUACCCUACCACUAGUUACUAGUACUAGUACCAGGAUUUCAAGAAUCAUACUGCAUAUAUAAUAGUGGCAGUAACCUGUUGCAACUUAAAUCCCUUUUCAUUAUUUCUUUUUUUCAAAUUCCUUAGAUUUCAUUUUGACCAACAAUGCCUAAAGAACAUUCAAAGCAAAGAUCAAAGAUGAAGCAGAGAAUUAAUACUGUGCCUUAUGUUAAAGGCUAUCAUCCUCCAAGUAGUGAAGAGCAAAUAAAAGCCAUAGGAUUUAAAACAAAAAACCUACCUGUAGAAUACUCUGACAUGUCAAUAGAUUCACUUAAGUUUUUUUCUCCCAUACCACAACCUACAACUGAAGACGAUUGGCUGGCACAGUAUCUGGAAGAGGGGCAAAGCUUCAGGUUAUACAAAUAUCAUAACAAUUUUAAUUUCUUUACUCCAGUUGUUCAGACUUUUACUAUUAGUUUUUAAUUUUAUGGUUUAAAUUUUGUUUAGCCACUGUUAUAGUGCUACACUCAUUUAAUUUUUUUCUGCCCACCAAAAAAAGUAGUAAUAUUUAUGUUAUUUCUUUCCUUUAACUUUAAUUAACACAAAAUUUGUAUGGGUGAUUCAAUGAUUGUUAUUAAAGUUUUGUUAAAUAUUUCUUCAUUGAGAUUUAUUGAAUUGAACUAUAUCUUUAAAUGGUUAAAAUUAAGAUAAUUAACUUAAUUUCAAAUUGACCAUUAUUUAACAUAAAAAUAAUAAUAUAAAUGUAACAAAGUAAAUCAUAUUCCUAUAACUCGGUAAAUACUUUAAAUAGUAUUUUAAAUUAUUUUAAAGGCAAAUAAUUUAUGACCUGAUGGGUAGGCUAUGUGAAGUUUUAGACAAUGUAUUAAAAUAGUUAACAUUUUGAUGGAAUUAAAAUGGUUUGGUAUGGAAUUUUAAAGUUUAUUUGCUGAAUAUAACAUUUUAUAACAAUCAGGGGUUUCUAUUUUAUUUUCAAUUAUUAUUUGCUAUUCUUUACUGUGUGAAACUAUUUGUAACUAUAGCAAAAAUGUUUCUCAAAUAUGAUAUCUCUGAAACGUGUUGUGUGAUUUAAUGCAUUAACUUCUUGCAUUUUAUGUGACUGUGAUGCUGUGUAGCACAAAGUAAAGUGCCCCUGGAGGACCCUGCAAAAAAUAAAUUGGGUCCAUGCCAAAGCCCUUCCACCCCAACUCUCUAAAAAUCAUUUAAAAUGUAUAACUAUUUUUCCAUGAACAGAUAUUCAGUAUGACAAAAAUAGUUACAUUUUCAAGAAAGAUAUGCAUUAAAUUUCUUGUACUUAUACAAACUGUUGCGAAUCUUGAAAUUUUACCUUUGAAUUUAAAUACAAAUAUGAUGACUAUUUUGGUUUCAGUUUUGAUUUGCCACCCCCCACCCCUUUCAGGUCCUUCAACCUUGCAUGGACACAGAACUUUUUGUUUUACAACAUCACUGGCUUUAUUUGUUUUCAUUUACAGAGAAUAUCUGCUAGAAAAUCCAUGGUUCUCCAAAAGAAAAGGCAAGUUUAUGAGACAAAAAUUUGAAGCUGAAGGAAAAACAAUCUGUGAAAGAUACCCCGAUGGUAAAAUAUACAUUGCCAAAUUUGGAUCCUUCAAAAGCAGUGACAUAAAUUUUGAUGAUUUGAUUGAUUAUGUAAAGAAAUUUUUGUGUGUUCCAGUACACAUACUUGAAGGUAUGGACAUUAUUAAAAAAGACAAUGAGUUAGUUCUCAUACAAGAUCCACAAUGCAUUCCAUCAAGUCGUCCUGGAGCAAGGGUGAAAAGAAGUACUUUAGACACAAGGUUUUUAUACUGAAUUUACAUAUGUAAUUAUAAUCCCUUUAAAAUAUUCAAUUAACUUAUGCAUGUACAGAUUGCAAAUAAUAAUUUUAUUAUCCGAUAUUAUCUACAAUUUCCUUCGAUAGCCUGCAGAGUCAGUCAGACACAGGAUAUGUAUGCUUACAAAAGUAUAUAUUACUCUGCUUCUGAAUCCCCGUUACCCACUGAUGCUUACUUAUUUAAAACAGAGAAUAGUUACGAUUCAAAUUUUUUUUAAACUUCAAAUUCACCAUUUACAUUAAAUUAAAUAAUGUCAUUUUAAUUUGUCCAAUAGAUUCAAUGCCCAGACCAAGCACAUACAAAUUGGAGUAGAUUCAAUUCUCCCUAAAAUGCACUCCAUGAUACCACCUGAUGCUUUAUGUCUGAUAGGAUUAACUCCUUAUGAUUUAUAUGGGGAUGAGACAGAUUUGUUUGUUGCUGGUAUGGCAGCUGGUAACAGAAGAGUAGCUAUUUUCAGUUUGCUGCGGUACAAUCCUGCUCUUACUUUUUCAAAGGAAUUCUGGUAAUUUCUGUUAAAUGUUAAAAUGUAUGUUUUAUUACUACUCACAAGAAGUAUUUUUUAAUUGUUAUUUAACAAAACACAAAAUAAAUUAGAUUACUUUUUUUUGGGUUAAAAAAUGCAAUCUAAAAUUUCAGGUAUGAGAUUGUAGAAGAUAAUAACAUUGAUCUUAAAGAGAAGCAGAAAUUAAUUUUACAAAGAUGCUGCAAACUGGUUGUGCACGAAUUGUGCCAUUUAUUAGGCUUACCUCACUGUAUCUACUUCCGCUGCUGCAUGAAUGGUUCAGGUAUUGUUUCAUAAUAAAAUAUUAUUAUUUAUAUGCAGUACCGGUACAAUAUUAGGUUUUGAAUAUUAAAUGAGUGAUUAGAAUUUGAAAACAAUGAAAGCUGUCAAUUACUUAGUCAUUCUUUGUCUGUAGCUAAUUAAUAAUUUCAUUAUUGGAGAGAACAAUUCUAAGAAAAAAUAUUUAAUUAUAUUACUAAUUUCUUUAUACAGAAGCCAGAAUAAACUCUAGACAUUAUUUUAUUAGCACUUGUAAUACCUCAUGCAAAAAUUAUAUAAGCCCUUAACAUGCAGUUAAAAAACCUGAGGUACACACUAAACAAAUAUUUCCUUGACUUCAUACAGGACAUUUGUCAGAAGAUUUUAACCAGCCCAUGAUGCUAUGCCCAGUAGAUCUUCAUAAGCUCCAAGCACUGAUUGGCUUUGAUAUUGUAGAUCGAUACCAAAAUUUAUUAGAUUUCUACCAAAAGCAUGGCUUUAGAGAGGAGGCUGAAUGGACAAAUAGAAGAAUUAAAUACAUACAAUCACAGAAUGUAAAUUAUGUAAAGUAAUUCAUGCUAAGAUGUGGAAUUUAUUAAAACCAGUAAUACAGAACAUGAAAGCUCUGGGCAUAUAGUGUAAGAAUGAUUUGUUUAUUGUGGAUCAGUUUAAAAAAUUUAUCAUGACGCAAGAGAUUUAUAUCAUUUAUUCAUGAAGCUUAACUAUGACAAAACAGAAGCACUCCUUAUUCAUGAUCUCAAAUCAUCCUCUAACUCAACUCUCCCACUUUAUUUCAUGUAGGUAAUUCCGAUAUACCGUUUACAUUCUCUGCUGGGAAUAUGGGUUAUAUUCUGUAAAACAACAUGUCUCUCGAUAAUCAUAUCUCUCUCAUUUGUCGCUCUGCAUACAUCGCUGUUCGUCAGAUCAGCUCCAUCCGCCAAUACCUCACUUAUUUUUUCUUAAUGCAACAAAAACCCUAGUCUGUGCUCUAGUUCUCUCUCGUCUUGACUAUUGUAACUCUCUUCUAUCAGGUUCACCAAAACACUUCUUAGAAAAAUUAAAAAAGGUUCAAAACUCAGCAGCUAGGCUAAUUCUAAAAGCAAAAAAACGUGAUCACGUCACACCACUACUUCAUUGGCUCCCUGUGCAAGCACAGAAUGACUACAAACUCUCUGUUCUCUGCUACAACUUUUUCUCGAAUUCCUCCCCUUCCUAUCCAACUGACCUUCUCUCUGUCCAUUCAAACUUUCGACAGCUUCGCUCCUCCGCUGACGCGCAUAUUCUUUCUGUCCUCAAGACUCGCACAAAAACUUAGGAUGAAUGAUUGUUCUCUUUCUGUGCCCCCAAAAAAUGGAAUUCUCUUCCAUCACACAUCCACAAUAUACCGACCCACGCAGCCUUCAAAACUGCACUCAAAACACAUCUUUUUAAACUCUACUAUCCUGACUGAUUCCCACCUCUGACUGACGAACGACGCUGCUGGGUGUCGUCCAUGGCUUGACAUGUAAAUAAAUUUAAAUAUACAUUUGUUUUGUUUUAUUUAAUUCAUGUAUGUUAAUUAAUUUUUAAGUUUUUGAUUAUUUUUGUUACAUUGUACGUAAAGCGUGGUAUCCCAGUCCUAGGCUGGAGUACCAUGCUAUAUAAAACCUCUUAUAAUAAUAAUAUAUAAGAGGUCAAAGUGCAAUCUUUUAAAAUCAGAACCAGAUUUUUGGGGGUGGAGGGGGGAGGUUUGGCAGGACGCCUGCAUUGGUGUGGGGGGCACCUUUGAAAAAAAAAAAAGAGAAGGUUAAAAUAUAUAUUUGAGUUUGUAUCAUUUAUUCAUAAAACAGAGUGAUUUUGGGGUGGCAAACGACAUAAACUGUGAUCCCAGUGUCACCUUCUUUACUUCAAAAACACCACAUAAGUCCUUUUCUAAUUCAAUAAAGUCUUGAAUUCAAUUUUGAUCUCUUCUUGGGUGUAGAUGCAGCAAUGACCAUUUUUCAUAUUUCCAUAAAUUAUACACUAAUGUUUGCGAGCCUGAGUCUUGGGGUGAAAAUAGUCUACUCAUUGGUCUUCAUUUUAGCGAUAAUCAUUGAGCUAGGGCAUCUGGGAUUAAUGCCAACAACAUUUAUAAUGUUGCUGUCACCCACCCACAUCCAUGCUUGUUAAAUAAGUCUAAAUAAAUUAAGUAGUUUUAAGCUCAAUGUUCGCACCAAGCCACUUCUGAUCUAAGGUCAAGAGAAGGGGAACAAAAUUCGGGGAUUAAUAUGGUAGAACGCCUGGAUUGUUUGUCAGUGUGGCUUGUUGAGUUAGUUUAUUUGACAUUUCUGGUGUUUUAUCACCCUGAGUGCUUUUCAUUUCCAAACCAGUCUCAACCAACCAUUGAAUGGUAAAAAAAAAGUCUAAUAAUGCAUUUGGCGGAUCACAGGGACAGAUGUGCGGAAUUUAACAAAAAACUUCCUGCACUGCAAGUACAUUGUACUGAUUUUCAUCAUUCACCAUAUGAUACAUAAGUAGAGCAAAAUUACUCAAUACACUAAAUCAAGAAUCUUCAGUCACAGCAAAUGCAGCUUUGCAACUUUUUUCAUCGCUUCAUAUAAG